AUGGACUCAUCAAACUUUUUACAGCGGAGAGCGCUGGCGGGUGCCACGGCGGCCGACUUUUACGUGUCGACACUGCCGGACCUCGAGCCUGCGCAUGCGCUCUCGCUUUCGUCGGGCUACCUGCCCGCGCGUCCGCCAAGGGCAGGUGCUGCCUCGUCGUCCGAUGCCGCCGACGACGCACACUUGUUUUUCCUCCUUGAACGAGCGAGACACACGCCCACGAAGCGUAGGCUAAUCGUCUGGCUCAACGGUGGGCCAGGCUGCAGCAGCUUCGACGGCGUCCUCAUGGAGGUCGGCGCCUUUCGUCCCAACGACAAGGGCGGCCUCGAGUGGGCCACGCCGGGCGGGGCGUGGAACGAGUACGCAGAUGUGCUCUACCUCGACCAGCCCGUCGGCACUGGCUUCUCCUACGUCUCGACGAGCGGGUACACGACGUCGCUGCAGCAGGCUGCCGACGAGGUUCUCUACUUUCUCAAGCGCUUCAUCGAGGUGUACCCCGAGUACCGGAGGGGCGAGGGCGUCGAUGUCUACGUGGCGGGCGAGAGCUUUGCCGGGCAGUACAUUCCCUACGUCGCAAACACGCUCAAUGAGGCUGGUCGCUCGUCGCCAGUUGACCUCAAGGGAAUCGCAAUUGGAAACGGCUACAUCGAUCCCAUUGCACAGUAUGGCACAGAGCUCGACAUGAUGGUCGAGGCAAAAAUUUGGGACACUUCUUCAGAGGAAUACGGACGAAUCAACAAAAUCAAGCAGAAUUGCCGAAAGGCGUUGGACUCGAUCAAGGGCGACCCUCCGCGGUGGAUCGACGAGUGCGAGGAUCUUCUUUCGGACAUUGUCUCAGAGACGACGCACAAGAUUGGGGGGCGAAACACAUGCAUUAACAUCUAUGACGUCCGGCUGUCGGACGAAUCGCCAGCAUGUGGGAUGAACUGGCCGCCGUUGGUGGCGCCCAUGUACAAGUACUUGGAUCGCGAGGAUGUGCGCAAGGCGUUGCACGUCGACAAGACACACAAGCCCGAGGCGUGGAUCGAGUGCAACAAGCGCGUGGGCAGCAGGCUCAACGACAAGGGCUCAAAGGCCAGUGUGGUUCAUCUUCCCAAGCUCCUCGAGAGCGGCAUCAAGGUCAUGCUCUUUGCCGGCGACCAGGACCUGAUCUGCAACCACAUUGGCGUCGAGCGCGUCCCCGAGCGACUCCAAUGGGGAGGGAGCGGCUGGGGGAAUCCGCCAAAGGUCGACUGGUACGUCAACAACAGCAUGGCGGGCUACUGGCGUACGAAUCGCAACCUCACGUACGUCUCCAUCGCCGGAGGCUCGCACAUGGUGCCCUUUGACAAGCCCGUCGAGACGCACGACAUGAUGCUUCGCUUCAUGGGCGUCGACCUGCUCGCCGCGGCCGGUCCCAGCGCGCGCAUCCCGAGCCGGCUGGGCGACGAAAAGGACCGCAUGGUCCUCAUCGGCGGCGGAGGCGGGACAGAAAAGGAUGAUAGGCCCAUGAUUCCGGGCGUGGAUGGAAAGACAGAAGCACAGGUGGCCGAGGAGGCAAAGUGGGCUGCGUAUUACAAUGCGGGGAGCGCGGCACUGAUCGUCCUGAUUCUCCUCGUCGGAGCAGGCGCCUGCGUGCUGCUGAGGCUCAGAAGGCGGUCGAGG
Messenger RNA from Acaromyces ingoldii, 1644 nucleotides. RefSeq names its product alpha/beta-hydrolase. The transcript has 2 exons. Lineage: Eukaryota; Fungi; Basidiomycota; Exobasidiomycetes; Exobasidiales; Cryptobasidiaceae. Gene Ontology annotation, cellular component: trans-Golgi network. Gene Ontology annotation, molecular function: serine-type carboxypeptidase activity. The annotation marks the transcript as partial. Gene Ontology annotation, biological process: apoptotic process; proteolysis. The record is from RefSeq and is a predicted model, not a curated record.